AUAGUAAAUACAAAAUAUGGAUAUUGUUGCUGCGAACUACGACAAACAUAAUAAAAUAUGGAGUGGUCCUAAGAUAGCACCGCUGCAUAACAUUGAACAUCAUUCGGUGGGCAGGAUAUUGUAUGGGCAAAUGCGAACACAUCCAAAGAACAUUUUAUUGAUAGACGAUGAUGAUGACAGAACGGUGACCAAUCAGGAAGCCUUAACGUGGGGCAUUCGCAUUGCUCUCUUUUUAAAAGGUCGACGAAUGCGUCAUGACGAUAUUGUGGGAAUAGCAGCACGUAACACCACCUAUCUGACAUCGGUGGCCCUGGGUUGUUUCUUUAAUUGUACACCAUUUCAUGGAGUCAAUCCCUGCUAUCAAGAAGAUGCCCUCAGUCACUGUUUUCGCAUUACCAAACCCUCUGUGAUUUUUUGUGAUGGCCAUGAUUAUGAGAAGAUAAGAAAUGCCACAAAAUCCUUUAAGGCCGAUAUUUAUACCAUAAGUGAACACAUUGAAGGUGUGCCCUCAAUUUUGGAGUUACUGGAACCAAAUCCCAAGGAACAUUUUUACCAACCUGAAAAACUUACAUUGGGUGCAGAUCAGACUGUGUGCAUAAUGUGUUCUUCGGGUACCACGGGAUUGCCCAAGGCUGUUACCAUUUCAGCACAUAAAUUAAUGUUUGAAAAUCCCGUCCUGACCAGUGAAGACAUUAUUUACACCUCCACCGCCCUGGAUUGGAUGAGCGGUCUGAUGAUCACACUGUUCAACAUCUACAUGUGUUGCACCCGCGUUAUAACACGCCAGCCCUUUACACCGGAACAUUUCAUUGAAUUGGUGAAGAAAUAUAAGAUAACAAAUGUCACCAUUUCGCCAGUGCAAGCUGUAGCCCUACGCGAAUGUCCCCUAUUCACAACCGAGAAUGUCUCGACAAUAAAACUUUUAAAUUGCGGUGGUGGUUAUAUUUCCAAACAAACACUGGCUCAAAUUCAAAAUACCCUACCGCGAUCAAUGAUAUGUUUCGGUUAUGGUCUCACUGAAGCUGGUGGCGUUUCGGGGUAUUUUGGUUUGGAACGUGGCAAUUCAGUGGGUAAACUUGUACCCAACAUACGUUUACGUAUUGUCGAUGAUAGCGGUAGAAAUCUGGGACCCAAUGAAUCGGGAGAGAUUUGGGUAAAUUAUCCUUAUCACUGGGCUGGCUAUUAUGGCAAUCCCAUUGAAACACAACGAAUUUACGAUUCCUUGGGUUGGUUCCAUACCGGUGAUUUGGGUUACAUGGAUGAAGAUGGUUUCCUUUAUGUCAAAGAUCGUAAAAAGGAUAUUUUAAAAUAUCAAGGACUGCAUUUUUGGCCGGGAGAAAUUGAAAAUGUUGUACGAGAAUUAACCGAGGUAUUGGAUUGUUGCGUUGUGGGUAUCUAUGAUGAGCGAUUUGGAGAAGUCCCUGGCGCUUUGGUGGUCAAGAAGAAGGGCGGUAAUGUUACGGCAGAGCAUAUUGUUAACCAUGUGAAGACACGUUUGCCGGAACAACAGAAGCAAUUGCACAAUGGUGUGUAUUUUGUUGAUUCAUUGCCUCACAAUAAUAAUGGUAAAAUUCUGAAACGCGAAGCGAGAGACAUUUUCAAAAAACUAAUGAAAGAAAAACAAACUUUGGAUCGUUAAUCAUCAUUAUUUAUAGAUAAUAUUAAGAAAAAGUUUUAAGUUAAUUAAAAUUAAUAAAAAUAUUUUAACACAAA
This is a messenger RNA of Musca domestica (house fly), 1713 nucleotides long. RefSeq lists its product as uncharacterized. The transcript is spliced from 5 exons. The record is from RefSeq and is a predicted model, not a curated record. Gene Ontology annotation, molecular function: long-chain fatty acid-CoA ligase activity. NCBI's taxonomy places the organism in Eukaryota, Metazoa, Arthropoda, Insecta, Diptera, Muscidae. Gene Ontology annotation, biological process: fatty-acyl-CoA biosynthetic process; long-chain fatty acid metabolic process. Bases 17 to 1639 code for a protein of 540 amino acids.